AUGAUCAGCAGUAGAAGCUGUAGUAGCAGUAGCAGUAGAAGCAGCAGUAAAAUCAGUAGCAGUAACUACAUAAGCUACAUUAAAAGCAGUAGCAGUAACUACAUAAGCUACAUUAAAAGCAGUAGCAGUAACUUCAUAAGCUACAUUAAAAGCAGUAGCAGUAACUACAUAAGCUACAUUAAAAGCAGUAGCAGUAACUUCAUAAGCUUCAUUAAAAGCAGUAGUAGCAGUAACAGUAGUAGUAGCAGUUACAGUAGUAGUAGCAGUAACAGUAGUAGUAGCAGUUACAGUAGUAGUAGCAGUUACAGUAGUAGUAGCAGUAGCAGUAGCAGCAGUGAAAGCAGUAGCAGUAGUGAAAGCAGUAGCAGCAGUAAUAGCAGUAGUAACAGUAAAAGUACUAGCAGUAACAGUAGUAGUAGCAGUAGAAUCAGCAGAAGCAACAUUCAUAUCAUCAGUAGUAGGACACAAGAAUGA
This is a messenger RNA of Nilaparvata lugens (brown planthopper), 474 nucleotides long. RefSeq names its product putative protein TPRXL. The record is from RefSeq and is a predicted model, not a curated record. The transcript has a single exon. Lineage: Eukaryota; Metazoa; Arthropoda; Insecta; Hemiptera; Delphacidae. The coding region runs from base 1 to 474 and encodes 157 amino acids.